This is a messenger RNA of Cylicocyclus nassatus, 5300 nucleotides long. NCBI's taxonomy places the organism in Eukaryota, Metazoa, Nematoda, Chromadorea, Rhabditida, Strongylidae. The record is from the annotation of a GenBank genome assembly.
CAGAUCUUCAGUACACCAUUAGGCUUUCAAAUACAAAUCGAAGAAGCAAAGGAACUAUGGGCACGAACAGCUAUCAGCCUUGGAACACCAAAUUCGUCUUCGCUAUUCAGUUCGUCAGCGGUCCUAUAAACUCCAAGGAAAGUGAUGGUGGUUAUCCGGGCUACUGGAAAGAAGGCUUCAUGACUGUCCAGAAAUCAAUCAAUAAUGCAAUUUACGAGAUAUUGACUGGAGAACAUAUUCCUUGGCUCAACUUGAAUUUUUUGAUUGGGCGGUUCCCCUAUCCAGCCUAUCAGUCGCAAAUUAUCGAAGUUGGGUCGUUUUUUCUACCUGUCAUCGUAAUCUUCUCCUACAUGACUAGCGUCAUUUAUAUUGUGAAGUGUGUGGUGGGCGAGAAGGAAAGCCGAAUGAAGGAAUACAUGCGAGUGAUGGGUUUGAGCCAAUGGAUCCAUUGGGUUGGCCACUUUAUCAUGAACUACGUGAAGCUGGUAGUAUCAGUCAUCGUGUUGACAAUAUUGCUACAUUUUGUCACUGUCAAGUCUGAUGGUAGCAUUAUGUUCGUAUUUUUCUUGCUUUAUGCAUUCAACGCACUUUAUUUUGCUUUUGCGAUCUCAACUUUCAUGCAAUCAGGGACCGCGGCUACAUUGAUGGCCGUUGUUGGUUGGAUGUUACUCUAUUUUUGGUAUGCAAUGUUCAGUAGCUUUGAUAUGGCUGCACCGUACCCGCUCGGCGUCCGAUUGGUCAAUUGUCUCAAUCCUGACAUCGCUAUGGCAUACGGUAUACAGUUCUUGUCGCAAUACGAAACUCAAGCUGAUGGUCUUCAUUGGGGUCAACUCUUCACCCCGCCCACCCCGGAUCAGCGGCUCACUAUUGGCCAUUGCUUUGUGAUGUUAUUGGUAGACGGGUUACUGCUGAUGUUGAUUACCUGGUACGUGGAGGCAGUCUACCCUGGUGGUGAAGGUGUACCGCAGAAGCCAUGGUUCUUCCUGCAGAAAUCCUACUGGUUCCCAUCUAGUCAAGCAAGAAGAAGCGAGGAUUCGCAAAAGUCAAUGGCGAAUGGAAAUGAACGAAGUUUUGCGAAAAUCGAGCCGGAACCCAACUUACGAGCAACUAUAAACGUCGUAAACCUUUCGAAAACUUAUGGAACAUCAUUUUUCAAGAAGUUAUUUGACUGUCAGUUUGGCAAAUUGGGAGAGAAGAAAGCCGUUGACCAUUUGAAUUUGAAAAUGUAUCAUGGCCAAAUAACCGCUUUACUGGGACAUAAUGGAGCUGGAAAAAGCACCACAUUCAGCAUGCUGACAGGUGUGACCUCACCAUCAUCAGGCACCGCUUACAUCGAUGACUAUGACAUUCGAACGAGUUUACCCCAAGUGCGCAAACAAACUGGACUUUGUCCUCAAUACAACAUAUUAUUCAGCUCUUUGACAGUCAUGGAACACUUAGAAUUCUUCUGCAAGUUGAAGGGCCGAUACUACCACGAAAAAGAAGCUGUAGAUAUCUUGACCAGGCUCAAAAUCGAUUUCAAAAUGCAUGCAAGAGCAGGGACACUCUCCGGAGGGCAAAAGAGGAAACUUUCCCUAGCCAUAGCUUUGAUAGGUGGUUCUGAGAUAGUAAUGCUGGACGAACCCACUUCGGGUAUGGACCCGGGUGCUCGUCACGAAACCUGGACACUCUUGCAAGCCGAGAAGAGCCGUAGAACUAUUCUUUUGACAACACAUUUCAUGGAAGAAGCUGAUUUGCUAGGAGACAGAAUAGCCAUUCUAGCCCAUGGGCAGCUGCAGUGCUGUGGUUCUGGAAUGUACCUGAAGGCGCAAUACGGUGACGGUUAUCAUCUAACAGUGGUCUACGAGAACCUCUCGGCUCUUCCUGAAAAGCAAGUGAACCAAACGAUGUACUUGCUACAACAGCAUGUGAGCGAUGUUCGACUUCAAUCUUUUGUUGGUCAAGAAGCUCAUUUCCUUAUCUCUGCCAAAUGCAGAUCACAAUUUUCGAAAAUGUUCGCGAAUUUGGAGGCAGAACAAGCGUAUCUUGGCAUUUCGUCAUUUGGAAUGUCUGUAACAACAAUGGAGGAAGUGUUUUUGAAGGUCGGCAACUUAGCCCAAGAACGUUUCAAUCAAGAAAAUGCAGACGACGCAACAGAAGUCAAGGAGAUUGAUGAGAACGACCCAGUGCUCAAGAAACUGAAGGUCGAAGAACAUCUUGAGGGUCUACCGUACUACUGGCAGCAUUUCGAAGCGAUGUUCAUCAAGAGGAUCAUAUACUUCUAUCGGAAAUGGAUAAUGUUCAUUAUGAACCUCGCCUUUCCGAUACUGUAUAUGGUUUUGAUGGUAUGGACCAUAACCCUAGUCCCUGGGCCAACAGAACAACCAAGUCUUAAAAUCGAUAUGACACCAUUUGGCGGCAAAAGCGGCGAUACGUUUAUAUUCAUAUCAAAUUCUACGGAUGAAUAUUUUACUGAUGAUCUAGAUCUGAAAAAGCUUCUUCGACAGACAAUUGCAAGGUUUGGAGCUCCUUCAAAUAUUUUCGUGGACACUAUGGAAGAUAUUGCUAACUACGUCCUCGGUCUUAUUCCACAGAUUGGCUCCAAAAACUUUGGUAUUCACUACCCGUUGGCUUUCGAGCGUCUCUAUCUUCCUCUCAAUCUGACUGCAACAAGUCUCAGAGCUUGGUUCAACAAUUUCGGAUUUACAACUCCACCCCUUGCAAUCAGUGUGGCUGAUUCGUUGGUAAUCUCACAAGCGUUGAACAAGAAUAUCACGCUGACGGUCAAUAACCAUCCGUUCCCUCCAGUUACUCAAGAUGUCUUGAAGAAUCGCAACUAUUCGAAUAGUUCUGCUUUCAUCCUAUCCUAUGCUAUCAUCGUGUGUAUGGCCGUAGUGGUCGCCACGUGCUGCCAGUUCCUUAUAAGGGAAAGAAAGAAGAAGAGCAAACAUAUGCAGAUGCUAUCAGGGCUAAGACCGUGGAUGUACUGGAUAACAGCGUUUUUAUGGGAUGUUAUUUGGUAUAUUGUUCGUAUGGCAGCUUUCAUUGGCACUUUCUAUGCUUUUCACAUCGAGGCCUACACGAAAAGCUUUGAUACGGUACUCGUAUUGUUGUUGGCAAUGUCUUUAUAUGGAUGGACGGCUAUUCCUUUUACUUACUGGUUUUCCUUUGCGUUCACAUCGGCCCCUAAGGGUUUUACAAUGAUCGUCAUGUAUAACAUCAUUACUGGUAUGAUCGGAUCCAUCGCCAUACCAAUCAUUCAACAAGUAGAAAGUGAAGAUGCUGCGUACACUGCGAGUAUCAUACUAUCAUUUGCGUUCCCCACUUACAGUAUCUCCAACGUUUUCACCGUUGUCUACAAUAAUGAGUUUGGUAGACAAGCUUGUGCAAUGCUUGAUUGCUCUAUUCCGCUCUACAAUGCCAGCAAGAUAUGCUGUGGCCAACCUGAAGACAGGAUCUACACCGAUCAUAUUCUCACGGACACGGGAAAGUUAGGCAUCUUUUACCCUAUAAUCUUCUUUGCGAUAGAGGGUUUUAUUUACUGGUUCCUCGUUAUUUCUCACGAACACAAUUUCAUUACCCGUUUUAUAACGUUCUGUAGAUGGAACAAGAAAAAUCGAAUAGGAGAUUCACAGUACGAAAACUGGAGCACAGAACCUGAAAUUUUGUAUACGGGUGAAGACAGUGAUGUUUUGGCUGAGAAAGCUCGAGUUAAAGCAAUGCAAAAGGAUGGAGCUGCUGUCAUUGUUGAUGACAUCAAGAAAUGGUAUGGUGACUUUAACGCCGUGAAAGGUGUCACGUUCCAUGUGAAACAAGGCGAAUGCUUUGGCCUGUUGGGAGUAAAUGGAGCUGGAAAAACAUCGACGUUCCAAAUGUUGACCGGAGAAAAUGACAUCAGCGAUGGAGAUGCUUUCGUCAAUGGUUGGAGUGUGAAAACUCAUUGGAGGGAGGCAGGCGCUAACAUCGGAUAUUGUCCCCAGUUUGACGCUAUUCUCAAAGAAAUGACCGGCGAAGAGACGCUUUACAUGUUUGCGAGAAUCCGUGGAAUUCCAAGGAAGUUGAUACCUGAAAAGGUCGAUGCUGUUAUUCACACUAUCGGCAUUGGAAUGUAUGCAAAGAGACAGAUCAAGGGCUACAGCGGUGGCAACAAACGUCGUCUUUCACUCGGAAUAGCGCUGAUAGGGUUACCGCCAGUACUUCUCUUAGAUGAACCCACUACGGGAGUGGAUCCAAAAGCGCGCAGAAUUAUCUGGAACAUCUUCGCAAGGGUACAAGCAUUGGGAACCUCCCUGGUGUUAACGUCGCAUAGUAUGGAUGAGUGUGAAGCAUUGUGCACUGAGUUAGCUAUCAUGGUCAAUGGAAGGUUCAAGUGUUACGGUAGCUGUCAGCACAUCAAGAGCAGAUAUGGUGCCGGCUUCACUCUGCUAAUUCGUCUUCAUCGAGCUGAAGAAGCGGAAAGCACAAAAGCCGAAGUCAUGAAAACAUUUCCAGGCGCCAUUCUUAAGGAACAUCAUCUCCUGCAACUAAACUACGAGCUGCCAAAACGACCUGGCAUAACUUGGUCGAUGCUUUUUGAUGACCUUGAAGAUUUAUCUCGAAGACAUGAUUUUGAAGAUUAUUCACUUAGCCAAACAACCCUGGAACAGGUAUUCCUCGAAUUUUCUCGAGAUGCUGCCAUGACCAAAAAUGUUGGAUAUUCGGAAAUUCCGCAGCAGAAUGGUUUUGUAAAUCACCAGAUGAGCAAUGGAACACCUGCACAAGAGCAGCAAAGCAAUAAUAGACUUGCUGAUGAGUACUUUGGUUCGUACUAACAUUAGAUCGUUCCAGAAGUAAUUUCGCUUUUUUAAAGGGGCACCACAUUUGAUGGAACAAAGAUUUUUAAGAGGUCUUGGCAGCAUUCGAUGAAGAAAUUCAUCAUCUUUAAAACAGUAAUGAAAUCGUUGCGGCGCAGUCAGUGAGCUCUCUGAAAAUCCCCAGAUUCUGCGACCGAUGCUUUUUGCUAUGGUCAACUUUAGCUAUUUUCCAAAAUCUCCGUAUCAAUCCUCUAAAGGAGCCUAAGUAGCGAGUGGAUAGAGCAAACCCUAGAGGAUACAAAACAAUUUUUCUCACCCUUCCAUACUUCGUCAUAUUUUUAAUAGGAUUUUAAUUGAUGCUACUUAUUUCCAUUCUUGGUCAACUCAAACCACGUAGAACAUCAAACGGUGAGCAGCUCGGGCGUUAUUCGAUGCAGAUUGUUCUCAUCUUUCUGAUGGGCAUUUUUUGUUUCCGAUUAGUUCAGUCUUCGGGGAUGAAAUCGUCAUGAAUCAUGUUUUGAACGCGCC